AUGCUCCUUUCUGUUAUCAAAUGUUCCACGUUUCAGGGUGAAGGGAUGACUCCCCCGGGUCAGUCAAGUAGUCAACCGUUGCCAUCGAAGGAACUAGGCCUAUUCAAGAAGAUUAUUAAAUCAUAUGAACACAAGAAAUAUCGGUUUGGAUUGAAAUAUGCUAAAACAAUCCUGAGUAAUCCUGCCUUUUCGGAGCAUGGAGAAACUCUAGCAAUGAAGGGCCUAAUUCUGAAUUGUAUGGGCAAGCAACAGGAGGCGCAGGAAUGCGUGAAAAGAGGGCUCAUGGCUGACCUGAAAUCGUACGUUUGUUGGCACGUCUAUGGGCUUGUCCAACGUUCCGAUAAGAAAUAUGAUGAAGCGAUCAAGGCUUACAAACGAGCUCUUUUCCUCGACAAAGACAACAUGCAAAUCCUACGAGACCUGGCCUUGCUCCAAAUACAGAUGAGGGAUUUUGAGGGGUACAAGGAAUCACGGUAUCACUUGCUGCGACUUCGACCAACACAACGGGUAUCUUGGAUAGGAUAUGCAACUGCUUAUCAUCUCCUAAAGGAUUACGAAAAGGCUCUUACUAUUUUAGCAGAAUUCCUUCAAAAUAACAAGCCCACAUCAUAUGACUUCGAACAUUCCGAGUUAGUGCUAUAUCAAAAUAUGAUUCUUUGCGAAGCUGGUCAGCUAGAGGAAGCUCUAUCCAAACUAGAGGAAAAUGCGACCGUUAUUGUGGAUAAAGUGACCUAUAUGGAGAGAAGAGGUGCUAUUUUGAUGGAUCUUGGACGGCUGGAAGAUGCAGAAAAAGUUUACCGCCAACUUAUCGAUCGAAAUCCGGAGAACAUUGCAUAUUACGACAAAUUAGAGAUUUGCCUUGGACUCGGGGAAGGGGCUCCUGUUUCUGAACGUGUGUCAAUGUAUGACAGUUUUGCCGAGCGACAUAAACGAGCAGCGGCUCCACGGCGUCAACCUUUGUAUCUCGUAGAAGGUCUAGAAUUAAGCCGCCGACUUGACGAUUGGAUUGUCAAGGGGUUACGAAAGGGCGUACCAAGUCUUUUCAAGAAUUUAGUUCCUCUGUAUGAUAACCCUGCAAAGGUAAGCGCUUUGCUCCUGGUUAUUAUAGCCUGGCAUUGA
Molecule: messenger RNA, 1119 nt
Organism: Cooperia oncophora
Lineage: Eukaryota; Metazoa; Nematoda; Chromadorea; Rhabditida; Trichostrongylidae
Source: the annotation of a GenBank genome assembly